Molecule: messenger RNA, 390 nt
Organism: Microsporum canis CBS 113480
Lineage: Eukaryota; Fungi; Ascomycota; Eurotiomycetes; Onygenales; Arthrodermataceae
Exons: 2
Coding region: 1-390 (129 amino acids)
Source: RefSeq, a predicted model, not a curated record
AUGCUUCUCUUCGUCUUCCUUAUCUUCCGAACACUGUGCUACGCCCUUUGCUGGACGAAUAGCAGAGGCGAUCAUCGUGACGGCGGCCAAAUGGGAGAGCAACAGAAGCCAUACAAGCAAUAUGUUGGCCCCCUUAAUAUCUUAAAUGUCACCGAAAAGUGGAUGCGACUUGGAUUUCUUCGCAUUUCAAACCAUCAAGACAUAACAACUGCUUCUCUCGCCUUGUGGACGGCGUCGAUACAAAAGAACAAGACGGGAGCCCUUUUGCUCUGCAGCAGCUGCUUCGAUCACCUUCUCAUCACCUACUAUUUCGUCGCUCCUUUUUCCCUUUCCUUUGGCUCCACGUUCAGCUUUUUCCUUGUAUCUGUUUUGCCCCCUAGCGACUUUUAG